GCGAACGUUCUCCACGCUGCUGCAGUCGCGUCCGCGAGUCUGAUCGCGCAGGUAACGCGUAGGAGUGCGAACCAAAAGUCCGAGAAGCCGAGUGAAUCCGGAGAGAAGAAACAUCCAGGGAGCCCGAAGAAAAAAUAAAUAUGGAGUCGACGAGACGGUAUCUCGUCCUAAUCUCGGUGGGAAUAUUAUGGAGUUGCGUAUUAGGUCUGCAACGACCACCACCGAGGUAUUCUCAGCAAUACAUGCCGGAAACCUCGUUCUCCUGUCGCAACAAGAUUGUCGGCAGCUAUUACGCGGACCCUGAGACCGACUGCCAAGUCUUCCAUGUCUGUGUCUCUGUGGCUGGCACUAUUCAGGAUUAUAAGUUCCUCUGUCCCAACGACACCGCUUUCGAUCAAGAGAGUCAAACCUGCGCGGACUGGUACGAUGUGGAUUGCGAGGCCGCGACCCUCUAUUACGCCAGCGAUAACUUCGAUUUAUACAGAAUCGGUUCCGGUCUGGAGUCCGUGAGCUACGACAACUUGCGUAGCUCCGACGCCGAGCCCCAGGAUCAUCUUCAACGCAGCGAGACCAGCGACGCGGUACGAUCCUCCGCGAACACGGUGAAUCGAGUAUCCUCGUCCAACUACAACAAUCGCGAGGUACUGCGAAGUAGCAGUAGCGGCAAUUUCUAUAACAGAAACAACAAGGAAGACGAAUACGAGAACGAGAAAUCGUAUAAGGAGGAUCAAGAGGCCGCCAAGAAGAAGGUUAGCGGCGUUAGAAAGGUCAGCAGGAAGCAACAGUACACCGGUAACGGCAGCAACAACUAUUCGCCAACGACCACCACCUCGGCGCCAGUCGUAUCCAAUCAUCAGAACACCUACAACGGCAAUUAUUACAACAAUUACAAUCAACGAUCCACGACAUACGUUUCGUCAACGACCGCCCGACCUCAAGAAAACUACAACAGCAGGAAUCAGAAUACGCAAAGAUACAGCGUACCGUCGUCCACGUAUCGACCUACCACGACGUACCAGGAUACGUACAGUAACCACCAGUCACCCAGCACGACUGCCAGAACAACUCCGAACAGCGUCUACAACACGAACCUCUACAACGUCUAUAACUCAAACAACUACAAUCAACAGAACACUGGCAGUUCCGUUCAAGCCACGACGCUGAAACCGACCUACAGUCCAAAGAUUUAUCAAUACGCGCAAUCCACCACCGUUCAGCCGAGUACUAAUUACCAGACCAGCGAUUACACCAAUCACCAACAGAGGAACUACAACAACAUCCAACGAGGAAGCAGUGCGGCAGUUGCAUAUCAAUCUACCACGCCCGCGCCUACCGUUUAUAACAAUAAUUACAACAACAAUAACAACAACAACAACAAUGGCCAGUACAGACCAGCUACGUCCACCAGUCAGGACAUUCCCCAGACCACCGCCAAAUAUUACGCCAACAAUUUCGCGAGCAAUAGCUACGCGCCCACCACUUACAGCCCGGCAACGAAGAAAUAUGUGAACGUGGACAACACUGUCGCGCAGACCGCAUUGAGGAACAACGACAACGGCCAAUAUUACGACAAAACGAGCCAAGCGGUCAAGCCCUCCACUCAGUACUACGAUAGCACGAAAACGCCCAAGAAAGCGACUCAAUAUAACAAUUACGACAACGCGAGCAGCGGCAAGUCGUAUUACAUCGAAACAAGCACGGGCAGCUACAACCUCGCGAGAUCUUCCGCAGGAAUCGGUUUCAGUCCCGCGAGUAUCAACCAUCUCGCCGAGUCGCCGAGGACCACGCCAGUACCAAGACGACCUUCUAUCGCUACCACCUAUAACCCGAAUAGCUUUAGUCCCAACGCUCAGAGGGCCGUUCAACCGACGACGACGCCGCGUGGGAUUACCUACGUCAGCGGAUCCGCGAGGCCGUUCUCGUCGACGACAAGAUUACCCAGCAGCAGUAGCAGCAGCGGCGGCGGCGGCGGCAGCAGCACGACAGCACGACCGAAAUCGGGCAAGAAGAACGAUUACGAUUACGCGUACUACGAUAACACGGGUGGCCUAGAGUACGACGGGGUCGACCUCGAGCACGUCACCAGCAACAAAGAGUCCACGAAAAUCGCGAGGAAUUAAAAACAGUCUCGCCUCGUUAUCGCGUCGAAUCCCUUGAGUCUCGUCGAUACCAGUGAUGUAAAAUAUUGAAGAGCAAGUAUAUCUCCUUGUAGUUUCAGGUAUAGGUAUUUUUUUUAAUACCUAUAUGCUUAUACCUAGAUAUAUAUAUUUUUUGCAACGAAACUGUAUUCGUAGACAGAUUUAUUAUUUUCGAAUAUUUAUUCUCGAGGUACAUCUUUUAAAGAAACACUUGAUCACAUUUCAAAUCAGCUUAUAUAAUCAAACAUAAUAAAAUUAUAAAGAUGAAGCUUUUAAUUAGCUGAAAUUAGGUGUACUUUUAAAGUAUCUAUACCUAGAUACUAAAAGUAAAAGUACUUUUUACAUCACUGAUCGAUAGGAGGAAUUAAUCCUUGUGAAUUAUUGUUUAUUAGUGGCCAGUCAUCGUCAAAAUCGGUCUUCGAUUAAGAUUACUCGCGCAAAGAGACGCGAGAGAGAAAGCAUAUAAAUAUUGAAUACCGAUUUUGACCAGAAAAAAAAAGAAUCAUCGAUCGAUAUUGAUCCACUUAAAUGCGUAUAUGUUCAAUCGAGAUUUGACGGCUCGUCCGCCGUUAUUAACAAUAUAAUUUCGUAGUUCAGUAUUCUAGGCUAAUUGUUUAUAUAUAUUCUACGAUGCUUAAUCCGCGCAGUAUUAAGCAUCGAUGUAUUGAUAUUACAAACGUUAAGAAAUUCUGAACAAUGUUAGCGCAAAAGAUUGUUUCGCCGACAUUCAUCUUUCCCCUUUUACCUCACCGUGUAAAAGAAAGUAUCGAGAUAACCGAUUAUUAAUAAUGCUCAUUAUCUUUAUUAUUGGUACAGUAGUGCGAAGUUUGAUUGUCGAAUCGUUAAAUUUCUCACAUAUUUUGUGCAUGCGUAUCGACAAAAGCCUGCACGAAACGUGUUCAGAUUUAAGAUUGUUCAAUUACCUGCGUCCCCCCGCCCCUGAAGUAUACGUACUGAGUGUAUAUACACUAUAAUUAUUUUAAUUAAGAAAAGCAUUAAAA
Molecule: messenger RNA, 3139 nt
Organism: Temnothorax curvispinosus
Lineage: Eukaryota; Metazoa; Arthropoda; Insecta; Hymenoptera; Formicidae
Product: homeobox protein 2-like
Exons: 4
Coding region: 141-2120 (659 amino acids)
Cellular component (GO): extracellular region
Molecular function (GO): chitin binding
Source: RefSeq, a predicted model, not a curated record